Molecule: messenger RNA, 14357 nt
Organism: Homo sapiens (human)
Lineage: Eukaryota; Metazoa; Chordata; Mammalia; Primates; Hominidae
Gene: SESN3
Product: sestrin 3
Exons: 10
Coding region: 5371-6615 (414 amino acids)
Biological process (GO): regulation of insulin receptor signaling pathway; regulation of response to reactive oxygen species; glucose homeostasis
Cellular component (GO): TORC2 complex; cytoplasm; nucleus
Source: RefSeq, a predicted model, not a curated record
CAAAAUGAUACCAGGCAUCAUAUAAAUGGGAAUCUGGAAGACGGGAAAACUCGCUGUGGGUUUGAAUGAGUCAAUAUACAGAAUUUAGGAACUGUGUUGAGGCUUAUGUGAAGUGUUCAUAUAAGGGAACACUUGGAAAACAAAAGUUGAAAAGUUAGGUUAGGGGCCAGAAUGUUGGAGAUCUUGCCUUUCUUCCUCUACUGUCCUUCCCCCAACUCCACCCCCUCAAUAAACUAAGGAUAAAAUGAUAGGCUAAACUGAGGUAGUAGUAGUAGAAAUGGAAAGCAAAUUAGACUCACUGAGAAGUUUGUGAACAGGUGGUGAGAUAACCUAGUAUAAAGUUGUUAUUAAAUAUUAGAGUGUAAUGUAUAAUAAAAGUUUGGGUCUUUAAAUGCAAAUUAAAAUAAUGAAACACUUGAUUCUUGACAGUGCUUUCAUCUCCUUGAAACCCAUAUCCUUCCACAUUACUGUCUUAUAAGCAUAAUCCCUGGAUUGCUAGUAUCAACCUAAAUUUCAGCUGCCUUAUUGUGUGAAUUGCUUUUAUAUCAGUUGGUGUCACCAUUAUUCAUCCAUACAGUCAUCUAAUUCAGAAUUCUGUGAGGAACCCUAGACUUUCCUCACUAUUUUACCCUGAUAUUCCAUUAGUCACUCAAUUCUGUUUAGUCUGCUAACUAGCUGUCAAUAUAAUUCCUUUUCUUUAAUCCAUACUGCUUAAUUAACCCAAAUCUUCUCUUUCCUACAUAAUAUAGUAGCCUACUAAUAGCUCAUAUUUCCCCAGCCUCCCCCACCCCACUCUACUUUCUAAUGGAUGUCAGAAAUAUUUUCUUAAAAGACAAAUAUAAUUAUUUUACUAUUGCCCAUUGUUUAUAUAAUAUCAAAGCUCUUUACUCUGACAUUCAUGAUGUGACUCUUGCCUAUGUCUCUAGCCUUAUUCCCUGAGAAAGUUUCAGGAAUCAUGUAGAACAACAUAGUUCCCUCGAUGUGUCAUGUCUUUGUAUUUUAUAUUUCUUUUUACUGGUAUUGUUGUAUCCACAUAGACUUAACUAUCCUUUUCUACGUAUCCUGACAAAUUUCUGCUCCUUCCCAAGAUUUAUCUCAUCUGGAAGGCUGUUUUAGUCCAUACUCUUGCAGGCAGAGUGAGGCUUUCCUGUUUUGGUUACUCCCGUUAUAGCUCCUAACAUACAUUGUAAUUGUGCAUCCAUACUUAUUUACCUGGCAUUUCCUUGAAGUCAGCACUUGUGCUUCAUUUAUCUUUGUAUUUUCAAGUACUUAGUUCAAGACUUUCCAGAAAAUGAGCUUGUCUUAGUCCAUGCAGGCUGCUAUAACAAAAACCAAAGACUGGGUGGCAGAAACAAUGAAUAUUUAUUUCUCACAGUUCCGCAAGCUGAGAAGUCCUAGAUCAGGGUGCCAGCAAAUUGUGUCUAAUGAAUGUCUGCUUCCUAGUUCAUAAACAGCUAUCUUUGCACUGUGUCCUCAACAGGGCAGAAGAGGGCCAGGGAGCUCUUGGGGUCUCUUUUAUAAAGGGCACUAAUCCCAUUCAUGAAGAUUCUACUCUUAUGACCUAAUUACCUUCCAAAGGCCCCACCUCCUAAUACCAUCACAUUGGGGGUUAGGAUUUCAACAUACGAAUUUUGAGGGGGGGGACAGGAACAUUCAGUACAUAACAGAGGUUUAAAAAAAUAAUCAAAUGAAUUAAUAAUUCUUCUUUUUAAAAGUUACAGUGUUUAAUUUCAAUCUUAGGUUUAUUAAUAACAUUUAUUUUUCAUUAACUUGUAUUAUAAAUUACAAAAACUUUGUUGUAAUAAUUGUCAUUUAUUUAAAUGCCUAUUUAUCUCAGGUACCUUGCUAGUCACUUAAAAAAUUAUAAAAAUUUCAAGUAACGCAAAAGCAGAAAAAAUAGUGUAAUGAAGCUUCAUAAACCCAUGACCAAAUUUAAUAUUGGGAAGGUUUUAUCACUCUUAACUUCAUCAAUCCUGUGUUGCUAUUAUUGCUGCUGAAAUAAUUAAAUCUCAAAACUCAUUUUCUUCUACCUGCUGUAUACUUUAGUAUACAUUUCUAAAAUAUAAGGACAUAUUCUUAUAUAACUGCAGUGCCUCCUAACUUUUUGAAUUUGCAGCAAGGGGGUCAGCUAUCAGCAGGAUCCAGUCGUACUGGAUGAGGAUGUCUUUGAUCUGCUUCUUAGAAGCCUCAUUUACGUAUUUCUGGCAAUAGGCUACCAGGGAUUUGGAGACAUACUGCUGGAUAGCACAAAUCUGAGCCACAUGACCACUACUUUUCACAUAGACACAGAUGUCCACACCAGCAAACCACUCCUUGCCCAGAAGCAGAGGGGUCAAUAAUUUUUAAGACUAUAAAGAGGUCCUGACAUCAAGACGUUUGUGAACUGUUUACUUAAAUGAGCAUAAGAAUGGUUUUAAUUCUGAUUACAGUAGGUUUUAAGUUUACCUGUGUACAUUAAAGCACAAUCUUGUAGUUUUCUGCUUAUAGACUUGAGGAUUGACAAAAUAAAGCAGAAAUGAUGUCUUCAUGCAUUUACUAUACAGAUCAGAUCUGUUCAUUCUAUUCCAGGUAAAAAUGAAAAUGUGACUGCUCCUUUCAAAACUAGGAAUAAAGACUUCUGUUCUUUUAAGUUUUAUUACAACUGAAGUUUAAUGUAAUUCAAAAUAAAAUCAAAUAUACUUGAAUUUACACAGUUGUGAUCCUGGGGGGCUGUGUGAAAGGUACUUUCUCAAUUUAAAUGAGAACAUGAGUUCUUAUUUCUGACUCAGUGCGUAAAGAAGUACUGGUUUCCAUAUGGCUAAAUGCUUAUAAUUUGUUUUGUAAAUCUCUAGAAAUCAAAUGCAUUUAAUAUAUUUCCCUGAUUCCUCUAAGCUGAGUAAGUGACUUGUAUUUUAUCAUUGUGUUUUGAAAAAUCUGAAAACCAUCCUGUCAUUCUGUUCCAUUGGAAUAACCUAAAGCCUUUUGAUUUUAUAAUACUAUAGUCAAGCUGGUAGAUGCUGAAUAUGGAAGCUUGAUUUAAAACUCCACUUGUCCCUCAUACACCAAGAUAACUACAUUCACAGCAUAUUUUUGUUUCUCCAAAAGUACUAGUAACUAUCAACCAUCGACUGAGUAAUAUUAGAAUGUUAUAUAAUUGUCUCUAAUGGGAAUUUUACUUUCUAAAACUUCCAAUUUUAGUUUCUUUUCAUCUAAUUGAGACAUUAUUUUAAUAGGUAAAGCUUUCUAAAAUUCAAGGUGAAGUUUUAUUGUUACACAAUACAGAAACUUUUAAACAAUUAUUCAUAUAGAAGUAAAGACCUUCUUAAUACUUUUUUGGGACCAGAUCUUAUAAUUAGUGGUAGAAAAGCAUAUUGUCUUUAUGUUACUAAGGAAGCAAUAGUUAAGUGCUUAUUAUGGACUUGCAUUAUCUCAGCUACUAAGAUUUAUAGUUCUCUCCUCAUUUUCUUGUGCUAUAGCUCAAAAUUUUACUAGCAUAUUCAACAGCUAUAUUUUGUAUCUCUAUAGCUCUAUAAAAAGUGUUCAACACUUAAAAGCUUAUACAGGAGGCUUUGUUGCCCAAGAUUAGUGUCACAGCAUGGAAUAUUACUGAUUUUUAAGAAAGUGGUACAAAUUAUGGGAAAUUAUAGAUACUGUUUGUUUUAAUAACUAAGAAAAUAAACAAAUAGGCAUCCAGAGGGCACAUGGAAGACAGUAAGUAGAUUGAUGUUUAGGACUGUGUUUUAUAUAUUGGUUUAACUUAUUGGUAUUUCUAAUAAGAAUACAGAGAACAUUAAUUUCCUUAAAUCCACAGGAUGUUCUUGUUCUGUUCAAGGAGGAGAAAUGGAUGAAAGAGCCUACAGCCAGACUCCUAUCUCCUUAAUUCAAUUCAAAAAAUAUAUGAGAAUCUAUUAUUUUCACUUUGCUGAGCUGUAAUGCUACAGAUAUUGUGUUAGAAAUUGAUUCUACUCUUUAAGGAGCUUAUAGUCUGAAAGGAGCAAUAAGAUAAUGAUAUAUGUUAAUAGCUAUAAGAGAGAGAAACAAUAUAACUGAACCUUAAGAAAUAUAAAUUUAAAGCUUUCAUAGGAAACCUUGGGAGUUGGCAGGAGAGAAGGAAGACCAAAGGAGUUGGUAUUUGAGACAGGGCUUAAGGGAAGUAUGGAUAGCAUUUCAAUAGAGAGAAAAAGGGAAGGCAGAUCCUCAGGAAUACACUGGUUCAAAUAUAUCUAAUUUCCACAGAGCACAGAAAAGACAAGUCAUUUUAAAACUACCAAUUACCUUUUAACUUUACAGGUGACUGUAGCUUUGAUUUACAUCACUCUGUGGCAUUACAUGGAAAGUGGAAAAAGUGUGUUCUUUGUCACUUGCCUCUGGGUGACACUGGACAUGAAUGUGAUUUUAGAUUUAUUUCCAGUUUAAAGGACUAACUAGUAGUAUAGUGCUAAUGGUGUAGCUUAAAGACUGUCCUAUAGCAUUUGUUCUUAAUUAUUUCCACCUUUGUAGAUUUGUAUAAUUCUGGGGUCAUACAGGGUUCUAGAGCUACCUUGAAGUGGUCCUUUUGUUUUUAGAAGCUUGUCACUCCAUAGUCAAUGUAUAAAUAUAACAACUUGUUUGCACUUAGAACAAGUUCACUAUGUGUUCUAAUGAGUAAAAAUUAAGGGAUUUUGUUACUGGCCAAGCAAAAGCUUAUUUGGAAGCUCAGUUAUACUGCACUGCAAAUUAAACUCAUUAGCUGCCCUUUGCUAUGUGGAUAUACGUUUUUAAUUCUUCAUUCAUUCUUCCAAUUCUUUCAGUGCUGGAAUGAAUCCAUUCAUCUUUAAAUACUUAACUGCUUCUACUACAAUGAGUACUACUGCCAGUUUCCACUAAUAAUAGCAGUACUCAUGGCUGCCAUUUCCAGAGUACUCACUAGGUGAGCUUGUGUAGCUUUGGGCUCACAGUUAGUAAAACAAGUAAAAUUUAUGUAAUGGUUCUUACCAAAUGGCACACCAAGAUUUUUUUUUUAUGAAAGUUACUUAAUCAUAAUAUCUCAUAUUAUUUCUUAGAACUCAUUCUUUUGGAAAAGUGAAAUAGAAAAACAUACUACUAUGCAAAUGACCACUAUUACAUAAAGCUGUAAAAACUAGACCAGAAGUUUACCUCACAUGUACACCAUUCUAAGGUUGAAGUAGUCAAAGAUGAACAAGGUACUGACCGACCGCCCUACAAAGAACUGAUGAUUCAGUAGAGAGAGAGGAGGAUAAAAGAAUCAGAGUGUCUCAACCCUUGACAAGAGGACCAAGUGCCUUUAUUCCAGAGAAGGAAGUUGUCCAAGCAAACACAGUGGAUGAACGUACUAACUUUCUUGUGGAAGAAUACUCUACAUCCGGUCGUCUGGACAACAUCACACAGGUCAUGAGUUUACACACUCAGUACCUGGAGUCUUUCUUGCGGAGCCAGUUUUACAUGUUGCGCAUGGAUGGUCCCCUUCCUCUACCAUACAGGCACUAUAUUGCAAUAAUGGCUGCAGCUAGACAUCAGUGUUCUUACUUAAUAAACAUGCAUGUGGAUGAAUUUUUAAAGACUGGAGGUAUUGCUGAGUGGUUGAAUGGUUUGGAAUAUGUGCCACAAAGACUGAAAAAUCUUAAUGAAAUUAAUAAGCUGCUAGCACAUCGACCUUGGCUGAUCACAAAAGAGCACAUUCAGAAACUUGUCAAAACUGGAGAAAAUAAUUGGUCUCUGCCUGAACUGGUACAUGCUGUGGUCCUCCUGGCACAUUAUCAUGCUUUGGCAAGCUUUGUUUUUGGUAGUGGUAUCAAUCCAGAGAGAGAUCCAGAAAUCUCCAAUGGAUUCAGGCUAAUAUCAGUCAACAAUUUCUGCGUUUGUGAUCUUGCUAAUGACAACAACAUAGAGAAUGCAUCUCUUUCAGGCAGCAACUUUGGGAUUGUGGAUUCUCUAAGUGAGCUAGAGGCCUUAAUGGAAAGGAUGAAAAGACUUCAAGAAGAAAGGGAAGAUGAAGAGGCGUCUCAAGAAGAAAUGAGCACUCGUUUUGAAAAGGAGAAGAAAGAAAGUCUUUUUGUGGUCUCUGGAGAUACUUUUCAUUCAUUUCCUCAUUCAGAUUUUGAGGAUGACAUGAUUAUAACAUCUGAUGUCUCUCGAUAUAUUGAAGACCCUGGUUUUGGGUAUGAAGACUUUGCCAGACGAGGAGAAGAGCAUUUGCCAACAUUCCGAGCUCAGGACUAUACCUGGGAAAAUCAUGGGUUCUCCCUGGUGAACAGACUUUAUUCUGACAUUGGACAUCUUCUUGAUGAAAAGUUUCGGAUGGUCUACAAUCUCACAUAUAACACUAUGGCCACCCAUGAGGAUGUUGACACAACCAUGCUGCGCAGAGCUUUAUUUAACUAUGUUCACUGUAUGUUUGGAAUCAGGUAUGAUGACUAUGAUUAUGGAGAAGUUAAUCAAUUACUUGAAAGAAGCCUGAAGGUUUACAUUAAGACAGUGACCUGCUAUCCUGAGAGAACUACAAAACGCAUGUAUGAUAGUUACUGGCGGCAGUUCAAACACUCAGAAAAAGUUCAUGUCAAUCUACUUUUAAUGGAAGCACGAAUGCAAGCUGAACUUCUUUAUGCUCUUCGUGCCAUAACUCGGCAUUUGACCUGAAGUAUCACCCAAGGAAAAUGUCAUACAUGUGUAAAGACCUUUCACAUAAGAUAAACAUUGAAGCUAUUUGUGAUAUAGCAUCAAAAAUUAUUCAGUUCUCUAGUGUCAAAGUUUAGCCGUUUGUUUUUUUUUUUUUGUUUUUUGCGGCUGUAAUGUGCAAUGAUGUGUUUUAUUUUCCUUGAUGCUUAACAUUACUAACAAUUGCAAAAAUAAUACUGAGGAGCACUACUUUGCAUUGUUUGUAGUUGGAGUUUUGGAUACUGAUCAUAAAUCAUGAAUCUGGCGUAUUAAUGCUUAACUUCAGCGCCUUUGGGUUGUGUGUAUGUGUAUUUUUUCUCCCCCCACCCCGCCCUUUUUUUUUUAAGAAUAAGGACAAGUGCUUACAAUCUGCUCAAGCAAUUGUUUUUCAGAUAUUGGAAUUCAGCAAAGAGUGACCUCUCUGGCCAUUCUAAAACUUUAAUGUUGUGUCCUAAAUCUGGUGGAGGAAAAGCAUGCGCUGUUGAACCAAGCUGCUCACUGGACACAUAUUUGUGUCCCCAGGAGAUUAUUUGUCAGGCACUGUUUUUUAUUUGUUUGUUUGUUCAUUUAUUGUUGUUUUACUGCUAUUGGCGAUAACAUGAAAUGUGAUACAGCUAUUGCCCAUAAUUUAAUGUGAAAUUAAUCAUGAUGAAUUCUAUAGCAUGCUACUGAAAUGCCAAAUUCAGCUAUUUUCUUUCUCUUCUAAAAUGGAAGUUUCAGUUUUCCAUAUCAGAUGUAUAUAAGUGGAAUUAUAACACAAUCCUAUCACUGACAGUAAUCCUCAGUCACCUUAAAUAAUCAGUGCUCACAGUGCUGCUUACAGUUCAUUUAGUUGGCACAUAUAAACCUGUACCCACACAAGACUGACCAAAAAUUUUCUUUGCACAUUUUUCCUUUCUCAUAGUUUUUUUCUAUAUUUCGUUAAGCAAAGGAAGGUUAAUAUGCCUAUUUUUCCUGUUAGGCUUUUAGAAAUUAUUUUCCAUGACUUUUGUUCUUAUAAUAGGUUAGACAGUUUAUUUUUCAAAGGUAAAAAUUGUGUUUCUAUGCAUUAAUGUGAUUGAACUACAAAAACAGAGUGCAAUAUGUUCAAAAAAUACUCAACUAAACUUUCCCCCUGUCAUAUCACUGCAAAAGUGUCCUUUUAAACAGAGCCAUAAAGAAAUUUUUUUCAAAUUUCUUUAUUGCACAGGCUUUUUUCAGUUUUACCUUUCUGGGAUUGAACAAUGUUCCUUUCAUAAUGCCAAAGCAUUCCCUUCCCCAGAAAAAUCUCCUUGGACAACUGGUUUAAAAACGUUAUUAAGUCAUAGGGGAGGAAUAAGCGGCCAAAAAGUCACAUUUUUGCAUUGGUUUACGUUGCUUGAUUAGACUAUCUUCAGAGAGCACAUUAUGUGUUUAUAGCUUUAAUUUGUAUUAUGUCAAUGAACCAGUGAAGUGCCUAAAGAGAUGCUUACAACUAUCCAGUAGGACACAACUGCACUGCUUUUUAAACACUUUUUGGUUAGUUAAGGGUGACUUGAAUUGUACACAUACAUGCUAAUUUUUGAAAACUUAUCCAUUUUUCAUAGUAAAUAAUAUAGAUAAAAUUUUCUGUUAGAGUUCCCGCAAAUAUUUCAUUUUAGACUUACUUGUGAUAUAAGAUUUAACUUUUCUUUUGUGAAAGAAUCGUGAACUAGUGUUUCAUGAAAUCAUUUUCCUCUUCCAUUUAUCAUCCUCCUCUGGUACAAUAUAUUGGGUUGCUUUCUUUUAGAUUUUGUUCCAGAUAGGAAAACAAAUAUGACUGUAUACUUAUUAACAUAAGGUAGUUCUGCAUUUUUGGAUUCCAGGAUCCUGUUUGAAAUCUUCCAUGUGAGGAAAAAAUUACUAAUAUUUUUAAAGACAGGGUGGUUUAUUUAAAGAGAUUAUUCAGAGAACUUGUGCCAUAUCUCGUCUGUUUUAUUGCAUAUGCCAUAUGUUAACUUUUAUUCAAUAUUACAUUAUGUAGAUAUGUAAUACAAAGAAAAUAUUUAGGAGAAUGGCAAAACACAAAUGGCAACAUAAAUGUCCAUUUGACUUACCUAACUUCACAACUUUCAAGUUGAGGAUGUCAUUUAUUCUUGAAUUUGUUUUUUUACUAGAUGCUUUCAAUUAAUAGCCCUAUAUUUUUGUGCAGGCGAACUGUAUAACAGGAUAAAAAAUGAUUUGUAUGUAUUGAAAAGGAGGAGAAAUUCUCACAGAACACCAUAUGAGCUUUAGACCAAAAGGGGAAACAAGGUUUAAGUAACUAAAAUGGCCACUUAGUUUGUGUUUAUUUUUUUCCCUGGAAAUGUAAGUAGUUGGAGUUUAGGCUAUGGAAAUAUUAGUGCCUUUAAUAGAUCUCUUUCCUUGCAAAGUUUCUUUUUAGCUCAGCAUUGAUCUAUCUUAUCAAUAGGAAAAUAAGUUGACUUGGAACUAUAAACAAAAACAACACCAUAUAUUUAUGAACCUCAGUGAACCAGCCUAGAAAAAUUGACUUCUGCAGGUGCUAAAGCACCUACUAAUACGCAGCAUGCACAGCAUUUCAGGUUGUGAAUACCAUUUUACAACGAGUUUGCUGUUAACUCUCUUUAUCCAAUGCAAACUUGAAAUUCUGAUGCGGUUUUCCAGGGUGGUAUUUUUUCAGAGUAUUGAAUUUACUAUUUAGUAAUUUAUAGUAUAGCUUUUUAUAUUAAAAUGUGAUAUUUUUAAAAGAGAUAUCUGGUUCAAUUGGUAUAAUGACGUGAUUAUGCAAUAUGCUGAUCUACACCUUGCGCUCACAUUGUGCCAAACUUAAAUGUGCAAGUGUACGUGAGAAAAGCACAUGUGAAUGUGAAUUCUUUAAUUCUUUGCUUAUUAUGUUAAAAUUAGUCUUCAUAGUCCACUGAUGUGUAUGCUUGAAUAAUGUCUAUUUACUUUGGAAUUUCAAGAUUUCCAGCUUCAAUGGUAAUUUAUAAUUUCUCAGAUCACCUUAAGAAAUAUUGAGAUACUCUCCCACCUGAAAAUAAUCUGUUCUUUAACCCACCUGACUAUGGGAGUAGCCAGGCAGGUGCCUCACUGGCUUCUUCAGACGAGGCUUCCUCAGGUGGAUAUAUGACUAUUAGGGGAAAAGAGGCUUUUGAGACAGCUUAUUACCUCCUUCCCCUUUUUGAACUAAGUACAUUGUCUCAGUCCCAGUAUGAAUUUGUCCCAUUUGGGGUAUUUUUAAAAUAAAAGAUGGCUAACAUGGAAUCUGGGGCAUAGCCUUGGCCUUUAAUUAUGGUUGUAAGCCCAAAUAAUGGCAGAGAAACACAGGGCUGUUUUUACAACAGAAAACUCAAUAUAAGUUUUAUAUAAGAAUCCUAUAAAAUUUGAACCAGAGCUCCUAUUUAGUUGUUAUAAUGUCUCCUAAAGAUCUUAAAUGCUUCUAAAAGCUAAUUAUUAUUCCAGAGCAACUUUUUCCUUUUCCCCCUUAUAAAGUUUUUUUUUAAAUCCAAAAUCUUAGAUUUCUGUGCCACAGCAAAAUAAAAUGAUCAACAAUUAAAGAUCUGUACUUAAAAUAGUACACCAUUUUUAGUGGAGGGAGGGUGCAUGCCUAUAUGAUGGUAAGAUUCUUUUGAACUCUAAGGACAAUUCCUCAUGGAAAAAAUAAAUUUCAGUGCAUAUUAUAAAAAUGAUUUGCACUGUGUUAGCAAAAUAAGGUGUUUUAGGUUGUAUUUUAAAGACAAUUCUAAAUCAUUUCUCUGGAAAGCAAGACCUUAAAUUCUUCUCUUUAAUAGAACUGCUUUUAUGCAAAGAGAUGGUCUUAACAUGGACUAAACAGUACAUAACAAUAAUGUUUGUUAUGUAAAUAGUAUAUCACAUUUGCUUAGUAGCACAAUUCAACAGCAGGCUGAAAGUCGUGGCUCCUCUGCUCAGAUUGAGUUUUAAGUUACCUAAUUUAUGUAAUCAGAAUCUAUUCUAGGUGGCCGUCAACGUAAACUGUGUUUCCCUAUUAUAUCCCUCUGGAGACUGAGAAUCAAAUUAAAUAGUCUUUCUUCAAAGCAGUACUGUAACAUGAAUGUAUUUAUCUCAGUCAACAGAACUUAUAUGCCCACUGUAUGUGGAGCUUAUUUCAAUGCUAAUUUGGCUUAGUUAGCAGACCUAGAAUCUGCCCAGGUGAGACCUAGAACAAAAAUAGCUGGGGUGAAAUGGAUAAGAGAGGUAGAGGUAUAUGUCAAGGCAGAGCCCUAUGAGGAAGGAAGAGUUUUCAAAGAAUAUGAGGAACAUAGUGCUGAGAGUGUGGCUGCCUUCAGCACCGUACACCUAAUCUAGAGAAAAUAUUUCCCAUGUGGGAGGUCCUGUCUGCAUUCAGUCCACCCUUUUCUGCCUGCUUCUUCCUCCAAGUGCCUCAACCUCUACAUGCUCACUCUCCUCCCCUUCCCUCAGCCCAUCUUGGUCUAAGCAGCUUUCACAAUCCAAACCAAACAUCACCAGCCACCCGCUGAUAAGUCACCAGCAUUUACUUUCCUGAGUUACUUUUUCUCCAUUCAUUGAGACUAUGGAUUCAUCCCAACUCCUUCUAAAUCCCUCAACCAUCCAGCUAUAUUUUGGCUAACCUUUGCCCUAGACACUCUACCAGAUGUUAAUGCAGUAUCAAGUGUAAAUUGUGUCACCCUAUUCUGUUCUACCCUUUUCCCUGCUGCCGAAAUAUCUUGCUCUCCUCUACCUCAUCCCCAAAGAGCCUAUAAAUUCAGAGUAUCCAACCUUUUCAUGGAUUCACUCACUGUUGUUCAGUAAUACAACUUCCAUAUUUUAAAUAAAUCAUAAAAGAUUUUUGCCUUCUAUCAAAGUAGGAAACUUUAUAUUUAUACAUGAUACAGAAAUUGAACUAUUUCUAUCGUUCAGAAUUUAGCAUAUAACAGGAUUUUAAAGUGAUUGAAUUGCCAUCCUAACUUGGAUUUGUAUUAGGUUAUGAAUGAAUACUGUUGUUAGUCCAAGCUAUUUGAAUGUAAAGUUAAAAUUCUCCAGCAAUCCAGAAUGACUUGUAACCCUUCAGUGGAAUGGGAAAUUUCUGGUAUGCAAAUAGGGUGGUGUUCCAGACAUUUGUUUUAUUGGUGGUGUUUGGGCCUUGAAACACAUUUCUAAUAGAAUGACAUAUGGCAAAGGGUAUUUAGAUGGUCCUAUGGGAUCACAGAAGCCCAUAUGAUUUAAAAUAUAGAUAAAAUAACACAAAAUUGGGUACAUAAGGGUUUAACCAGGCUUUCCUGGGUUAGACUAAGCCUCUAACCUCUGUUCCUAUCCUGUUCUUAUGGGAGGAAAAAAAAUGUUCCAUGGGAUGAAAAGAAAAUGCAUUGACUUUGUAGUCUUUAUUCUCCUAGCCGCACUUCGGGUAUAUCCAGAAGGAAGAGGAAAUGCAAAGAGGAAGAAGAUGUAAUAGUUCUUCUCUCCAGCUAGGUGCACUUGAGGUUGUUCAUAAAUGUAAAAUUAUGUCAGGUUUCUAACAUGGGACACUGCACACAGUUGUCUGACCUGAUGAACCAUCCCAUUUGAAAGUAUAGAUUAUUAUUAUUUCUUGUAGUAUUUGGUUGUUUUCCAUCUCAUUCAUGAACAACUCAACCUGAUAGUAGUAUCCAAUAAAUGCCUUUCAGGGCUCAGGAAUGAAUUGACAUCCUAGUUAAGAAAUGAGACUUAAUAAUGGAGACUGAAUGAGGCGGUUUGUAUUAAAUUAUAUGCCAUGAAGUGUUCAUUUUAGCUUUAACCUAAUUAUGACUGUACCACCAUGAAGUACAGAAUGAAAAAUUAUAUAUAUGGGGGGGAAACAGAAUGAAUAUCUGAUUCUUUUGAAUGCUUGUGGAAAUCUUUGAGAUCGUGCAGGGCAUACCACAAAAUAGCCUUUAGAACAGAUACCCAAUUUUACAGUUCAUAGGACAACAUCAAACAUUAGUAAGUCUAAAUAAGAUGAAUAGAAUUUUUGUUAUGUAAAUUUUGCUAGAACAGUCUAUUUUCUUGCACCCCUCAAGUUAACCUCUUAAAAAAAUGAAUGUAUAAUUUCUACCGAAAGAAUAUCAGAGAGAAUCUCUCUGGCCUAUAGUGUUAAAAUAUUGUUCACAAAUCCUGAUUAGUUAAGUGCAUACAUUAUGAAACUUACAGAAUAAAACUUAUUAUACAUCUCUUUCUUAAAUUAAUAUCUUUACACAUUUUCAACUGGCUCCCCAAGUCUGAUAAGGAAGGAUUAAAAGAAAAAAGAAAUGUAUUAGUUGGGUGGCCAAGGAGUUUCCUUUGUAAUGUUGAGAGACUUCCGCUUUCUGAAUUUCGCUGGUUCUCUAAGGUAAAAGAGUUAAAUAGUACCCUUGUUCACCAAGGAAAGUGAUCCAAACUAUAUAUCUAGUGCAGAUAUUUCCUUUGCAUUAUUUAGUCUUCUCUGGAGAGAAAAUACAGUUUCCCCUUCCUCUUUCUCUUCACAUUUACUCUUUUCAACCCAAAAUAAGAGACAUAGAAAGCAAACCACAGCCAGUUUGGCAUCUUCUCAGUGCUACUAGUAUAGGCACAUACACAUACACAGUCUCAGCAAGGUUAUAAAGAACCCUGUCAGGUCCACUUGCAACAUGGCCUUGCUACUUGGAUUAGCUCCUUUAAGCCUGAAAAUAACUUUCCUGGUCAUGGAAGAACUGGACGCAUCUUUUAACUUAUGAAAUAGAAGUUGAACUUGAAAACUCUUUUUAAAAAAUCCUGGUUUUGCAGGACAGCUACAUAAUGAAUGUAUAUAUUAAGACUGUAGCUGAAUUGCACAUGAAAUCAGAUUGCCAACUUCUUGACUUUCAAUGUUAGACAUUUAUCCUUAAGUUGUGAGCGAUAUAUGUAGCAUGCUGUGAAAUGUCUGUUAUAGCUCUUUAAUUCAUCAGUAUUAAUACAGAAUUAUCAUUUGCGUUUCUUGGUACUUUUUAUUCAAUGUAAUCAGAAGCUGUGAUGUUUUGCCUUUGUAGUCCUGUGCUUUGUUACUGUAAUUUUUUUUUUUUUUUUACGAAGCACGUGACUGGACUAAUGUAAGGCAGAUGACGUGAUCUUUAAGACUGCUAUAUAUAUCAGUCUCUUACUCUAUAAGGUUUUAAAUUAGAAUAAGCUUUUAUCAAAUAGAUAAUUGAUGCAAUUUAGGAUUCACGCAAGUUUCAGUGUCAAAUGGCGGUCUUAUAGUUUCAAUUCUGAAAAUAGCAAACUUAAUAAACAGCCACUUUAAACUUGUUCUGGCAAACCAGACCCUGCUGUAGAUAUAGUCUAAGGUAGUUAACCAUAUAAGCCUUUUCAACUCUUAAUGCCCUCCACAUGAAUCAGCAGUUAAGAAGGUUCUAGAACCCAUGAAAGCUUUUGUAUGUAUUACUAGGUUUUGUUUUUCUUAUGUUUGCUGAUUUUACAGUUCUGACUAAAGCUGACCUAAAUGGAUCAGUUUAUGUGUAAUAUUCUAGUGCUUUAAUGACUCUUUUUUUCUUUGGAGGGAGGGUAACAUUAUUUGGACAGAUGCAGAAGGAACUGUUAGUGAGUCAAGACAAACACAUCUGAAAUAAAGGAACUGUGUAUUAACAUGUUAACAAUUCAUAACUGCACUUUUUAUGACAUUUUGAAAAUCUAUUUAUAGGUACAGAACAAUGGGUUUUGUUAAACUGUAUCACAUUUAUACUUGCAGAAAUUUAUUUCAUUGUUAUUAGUAGGAAUUUUAUUGGUUCAAUAAAAUUGGCAAAACUGAACACCAAUCAUUUGCCUACUUUGUUUAUACUGGA